AUGGAUUCCUACCUGAUAUGCGACGCCGCCGCCAUUCUUGUCACUUUCAUCUUAUUCCUGUACUCAUUCGGGAAGACUCUUUCGUAUCCUAAUCUCCCGCUACCUCCUGGACCAAGAGCACUUCCUAUCAUUGGCAAUGCCCAUCAAUUGUUCUCCGCACCGGCCCAGGAGGCCUUCGCCCACCUGGCGCAGAAAUGGGGCGACAUAGUGUAUCUACGGAUCUUCAAGACAUCCAUGAUCGUCGUCAGCUCUGCGCAUAUUGCGCGGGAACUGACAGAGAUGAACAGUGGAAACACUUCAGACAGGCCGCGUUUUGUGCUCUUCAGGGAACUUAUGGACAUGACGAAUGACGUGGUGCUCAUGCCAUACGGCGACAAAUGGCGCAGACAUCGACGGUGGUUGCUAGACGUCAUACAAAACACAAAGGAUAUAAUUGACGUCUCGACCAUGCAGCAAAUUCAGACCGCCAGAUUACUCAAGGGUUUCGUUGGAAGUCCGGACACAUUUCUGACGCACAUUAAAUUGUCCAUUAUUCCUUCGCGUGCUUCAUGGGCCUUCAGCGCUAAACAUCUUCACAGGUGGUCCGCGGCGAUGAUGAUGAAGCUAGCAUACGGCUUCGACGUCACAACUUUGAAAGACGAGUACAUCGAGCUGAUCGAGGAGGCGCUCAAGGCGACCACAGGCUCGGCGGGACCUGCAUCGACACUCGUGGAUCUCUUCCCGCCGCUAAGACACAUUCCGGAGUGGGUUCCAGGAGCCGGAUUCAAGCGAAGAGCUCUCGCUAUGAAGGAGAUUCGUCGACGGAUGCAAGCUAGUCCUUAUCGGAGAGUCAAACAGGCUAUGCGAUCUGGGUCCGUGCCACCCUCGGUCACGUCUCGUUUGCUGCAGAGUGCCUCUGAAGAGCUCGAUGAAGCAACUGAAUGGGAUAUUCAAGGCAUUGCAACUGUGCUAUACACAGCUGGAACUGAAACCUCUGAAUCCACCUUGACGGCCUUCAUCCAAGCUAUGGUCAUGUUCCCCGAAGUUUACGCGAAGGCUCAACAAGAGAUUGAUGAAGUUAUCGGUCGAGAUCGCCUCCCCGAAUUCGCUGACAGAGAAUCGUUGCCAUAUCUUGAAUGCGUCCUGAAGGAAUUGUAUCGGGCAAUGACUCGGGACACGGCGACAUAUCCCCGUCCAGAAGACUUUCUACCUGAGCGUUUCCAGAGCGGCCCUGAGAAUGAGGAACCUCCUGAGGAUCCGCGCGGCAUUGUUUUUGGCUUCGGCCGUAGGAUCUGUCCGGGGAGACACCUCGUUGAUAACUCCCUCUGGCUUGCAAUCGUCACGAUUACGGCCACCUUGUCCAUCAGCAGAGCAGUUGAUGCCGAUGGAAAAGAAAUCAUGCCUGUGCUGGCCUUCCCCUCUUCUGCAGUGAAUGUCAUACGCCCACGAUCACAAGCGAUCGUCGAUAUUGUCAUGCAAAUGGAUUCAGAGCAGGUAUAG
Messenger RNA from Postia placenta MAD-698-R-SB12, 1479 nucleotides. RefSeq lists its product as hypothetical. The coding region runs from base 1 to 1479 and encodes 492 amino acids. NCBI's taxonomy places the organism in Eukaryota, Fungi, Basidiomycota, Agaricomycetes, Polyporales, Adustoporiaceae. Gene Ontology annotation, molecular function: heme binding; oxidoreductase activity, acting on paired donors, with incorporation or reduction of molecular oxygen; iron ion binding. The transcript is spliced from 10 exons. The record is from RefSeq and is a predicted model, not a curated record.